CAGACUUUUAUUUUUGCACCUCGAGCCUACGUGUAGAUUUUCCUUUUGCAGGCGCUUUUCGUCCUCCCAGAGUUGAAACUGGGAGGGGCUUUGAAUAAAAGCGGUUUGGGAGCGGUUUGGGAGCGGUUUGGCAGUAAAAACAGCUUUUCCUUUUCCAGGGAAUCUUCUUUCUUUAAUUUCAGAAAGAGUUAGAAAGGAAUUGAGAGUGUGUUUGAAGAAGUAAUACAACAAGGGGUAAAACGUUGCAGUUGACACAGUUUUUGAGUGUUCGUGUCCUGCGAGCGACAGACUUGGAAGCAAACAUCGUGAUAUCAUGUGAUCUCUCCCGGUCCUGAAACGGGCAUGGCAGUCCUGAAGGUGGUCUCCCCUUCAACUUUGAUAUGAUUGGCGAUGGAAGAAGAGCAACCGUCCCGUGAGAGCCAACUGAUCCAGGGGGAGAGCUCGCCCACAUCCCGGCAAUCCGGUUCUCCCAGGACCCCGAUCUCUCGUGCAAGCAGCAACAGCAACCGAUUCCAGCCGAGGGAAGUGGGAGAGGAAGAAAGCCAGCGAGAAGAACCGGAUCAGCCGGUGCAAGAACUGAUUGGCGAGCCGGUAUAUAAGGAACUGGAUGAACCAGUAGUCGAGAUCGCCGAGGAACCGCAACACGAGGAAUCGAUUUACAGAGAGGCGGAGUUGGAAUCGGUUCCGAGAACCCCGUCUUCCCGAAAAAGCCCGUCGCCUUCUCGGACGCCGUCACCUCGAAAGCAAAGUCAACCGUCCCGUGAGAGCCAACUGAUCCAGGGGGAGAGCUCACCCAAGUCCCGGCAAUCCGGUUCUCCCAGGACCCCGAUCUCUCGUGCAAGCAGCAACAGCAGCCGAUUCCAGCCGAAGGAAGUGGGAGAGGAAGAAAGCCAGCGAGAAGAACCGGAUCAGCCGGUGCAAGAACUGAUUGGCGAGCCGGUAUAUAAGGAACUGGAUGAACCAGGAGUCGAGAUCGCCGAGGAACCGCAACACGAAGAACCGGAACGCGAGGAAUCAAUUUAUAGAGAUGCUGAGUUGGAAUCGGUUCCGAGAACCCCGUCUUCCCGAAAAAGCCCGUCGCCUUCUCGGACGCCGUCACCUCGAAAGCAAAGUCAACCGUCCCGUGAGAGCCAACUGAUCCAGGGGGAGAACCCGCCUAAGUCAUGGAAAUCCGGUUCUCCCAGGACCCCGAUCUCUCGUGCAAGCAGCAACAGCAGCCGAUUCCAGCCGAAGGAAGUGGGAGAGGAAGAAAGCCAGCCCGAAGAACCGGAUCAGCCGUGGCAAGAACCGAUUGGCGAACCGGUAUAUAAGGAACUGGAUGAACCAGUAGUCGAGAUCGCCGAGGAACCGCAACACGAGGAACCGGAACACGAGGAAUCGAUUUAUAGAGAAGCGGAGUUGGAAUCGGUUCAGAGAACCCCGUCUUCCCGAAAAAGCCCGUCGCCUUCUCGGACGCCGUCACCUCGAAAGCAAAGUCAACCGUCCCGUGAGAGCCAACUGGUUCAGGGGGAGAGCUCGCCCAAAUCCCGGCAAUCCGGUUCUCCCAGGACCCCGGUCUCUCGUGCAAGCAGCAACAGCAGUCGAUUCCAGCGGAGGGAAGUGGGAGAGGAAAAAAGCCAGCCCGGAGAACCGGAUCAGAACAAUUACCAAAACGACGGUCCCUACCAGAGUUACGACUGGCAGGAACACUAUCAAGAUUGGGACCCCCAACUACAGGAAGGUGAUCCUUCUGAGGAACCGGUGCAAGAACUGAUUGGCAAGCCGGAAUAUAAGGAACUGGAUGAACCAGUAGUCGAGAUCGCCGAGGAACCGCAGCACGAGGAACCGGAACACGAGGAAUCGAUUUACAGAGAUGCGGAGUUGGGAUCGGUUCAGAGGACCCCGUCUUCCCGAAAAAGCCCGUCGCCUUCUCGGACGCCGUCACCUCGAAAGCAAAGUCAACCGUCCCGUGAGAGCCAACUGGUUCAGGGGGAGAGCUCGCCCAAAUCCCGGCAAUCCGGUUCUCCCAGGACCCCGGUCUCUCAUGCAAGCAGCAACAGCAGUCGAUUCCAGCGGAGGGAAGUGGGAGAGGAAGAAAGCCAACCCGGAGAACCGGAUCAGAACAAUUACCAAAACGACGGUCCCUACCCGGGUUACGAGUGGCAGGAACACUAUCAAGAAUGGGACCCCCAACUACAGGAAGGUGAUCCUUCUGAGGAACCGGUGCAAGAACUGAUUGGAGAGCCGGUUCAUGAGGAACGGGAUGAACCAGUAGUCGAGAUCGCCGAGGAACCGGAACACGAGGAACUGGAGUACCAGGAACCGGAAUAUCAGGAGCCGGAAUACCAGGAACCGGUUUACCGAGAGGCUGAGUUGGAAUCGGUUCCGAGAACCCCGUCUUCACGAAAAAGCCCGUCUCCUUCUCGGACGCCGUCACCUCGAAAGCAAAGUCAACCGUCCCGUGAGAGCCGACUGAUCCAGGGGGAGAGCUCGCCCAAAUCCCGGCAAUCCGGUUCUCCCAGGACCCCGAUCUCUCGUGCAAGCAGCAACAGCAGCCGAUUCCAGCGGAGGGAAGUGGGAGAGGAAGAAAGCCAACCCGGAGAACCGGAUCAGAACAAUUACCAAAACGAAGGUCCCUACCCGAGUUACGAGUGGCAGGAACACUAUCAAGAAUGGGACCCCCAUCUACAGGAAGUUGAUCCUGAUGAGGAACCGGUGCAAGAACUGGUUGAGGAUCCGGCUCUUCAGGAACCACGUGAACGGGUAAUCGAGAUCGAAUACGAACCGGAAGACGAGGAACCAGAAGACGAGUUACCGGAAGACGAGCAUUUGGACGUCUACGACCAGGAAGAGCCCGAUCAAGGCGAACAGAACUAUGAUGAUGAAGAAGAACCGGUUUGGGGAAGAGAGACAGAGUUGGAACCAGAUUUGAGAACCCCGUCGUCAAGAAAAACUCCGUCUCCUUCUCGAACGUCAUCCCCUCGAAAACAGACGAGGUCACCUCUCAGAACACCUACUUCAACUUCCACCGGAGCAGAGAGGGCGCCAUCUGGCGAGCGGUACUACACAUCGCCCCGUGGGUCGGAAGGCAGGAGCAGCAAGAACCAGUCCACACAGCUGUCACCUCAGGCAUCCGUGGCAACGCAGACAGCAUUCAUGUCUCCCCGGCCCAGGAGUAGGCAGGAGGAGAUGUGGGAGGAGGAAGAAGACUAUCCAGAAGAAGUGUACGACGAGGACAUCGCUUACAGCAAGAGAGAGAGAAGAGAGGAGAGAGGGGAGAGAGAAGAGAGAGAGGAGAGAGAGGAGAGAGAAGAGGACGCCAGGAACAACAACGCCGGCGACCAGCCUUCAGGAGUCAUCGUCUACCAGAUGUCUAUCCGGUUUGCUUGCACAAACGGUAUCCGGGUAUCCGGCGGCGUUCGAGUCUUGCUGGAUAUAAAUAACCGGAUGGGAUAUGUCCAGGUCAUCUCUUUACUCAACGAGGUAUGA
Aplysia californica (California sea hare) is the source of this 3468-nucleotide messenger RNA. RefSeq names its product cell surface glycoprotein 1-like. NCBI's taxonomy places the organism in Eukaryota, Metazoa, Mollusca, Gastropoda, Aplysiida, Aplysiidae. The transcript is spliced from 10 exons. Bases 391 to 3468 code for a protein of 1025 amino acids. The record is from RefSeq and is a predicted model, not a curated record.